AUGCGUCUUUCUGCUCCACCCGGGGCUAGAGGGCGUGGACGAGUAGGCGAUAACUGUAAGGCUGAUGCAGAUUGUGCUGCCGCGGAUCUUUCAACGUGCGAUAAAACAAUUACCCAUAAAUGUGUGUGCCCUGCAACGCACCAGGAUGUCAAUGGACAGUGUAAAACGAAAGGUCUAGGAGACAAAUGCACAGCUAACGCGGAUUGUGUUGCUGUUGCAAAGUCAAUUUGCAACACAACCGUCAGUCAUAAAUGUGAAUGUCCGGCUACACACAAAUUCGUUAGUGGUCAAUGUAAACCUAAAGUCAUUGGCGCAGUGUGUACUGCUGCAAAUGCAGCCACAGAAUGCAAUCUAAAAUAUUCAGAAUGCAAGAAUUCUACCAUCAUGACCUGUGCUUGCGUAGCAGGUUAUCACAAUAAAAAUGACCAGUGUCUAGCAGAUUCAUCGGCUGAGUCUCACAGGAUUGCAUUUUACAUUUUUGGCGCAUCUCUACUGCUGACCGUCUUUAAGACACUCUAA
This is a messenger RNA of Mercenaria mercenaria, 519 nucleotides long. RefSeq lists its product as uncharacterized. The transcript has 5 exons. The coding region runs from base 1 to 519 and encodes 172 amino acids. The record is from RefSeq and is a predicted model, not a curated record. NCBI's taxonomy places the organism in Eukaryota, Metazoa, Mollusca, Bivalvia, Venerida, Veneridae.